AUGGCCUUGCGAUGGCUCUUGGCCACAGUGGGCGUUGCCCAUGCCACGCCCUGGCAGCCAGUCGCUGGGACAGGGCGCAGUGGCUUUGGUGGAGCGAGCCACCGAAGUUUGGUGCAGGAUUUCGGCGUGGAGAGCCGCUUGGGAUCGCCAUGGGGCCUGGCCUUCCACGAGGCAAACCAGCGUCUACUGAUCGCGGACUCCCUGAACAACGUCAUCCGGAGCCUCGACUUCGAGACGGGCCUCCUGGAGACUGUGGCCGGGACUGGAGAGGAUGGCUUCGCAGACGGCGGGGCUGCCUCCGCGCUCUUCAAUCUGCCUACGGGCCUGGCAUUAGAUGCACCGAACGAUGUCCUGUAUGUGGCAGACAUGCGAAACCAUCGGGUGCGAGCUGUAUCCCUGAGUCCCGGUCGGUACUACCAGGCCGAAGAAAACCGAAGCAGCGGCGGCUUCACUUUCGACACAGUCAGGCUUCAUGGCUCGAAGGCUGAGCUCCUUUGCGCCGUUUCGGCCGAGUCUUCCCCGCUCAUGCAGGGCUCAGCGUACUGCGAUGGCAGCACAGGAAGCGGCUACGCCGAGUUUGUUCUCUCCUUUGAGGACCGCAUCGAUUUCAACGUCGAGGCAACGGCUGGAGCUGGAACCUACGAGCUUCGCUUCCGCUAUGCCGAUCGCUACAGCGAGGUCCGCUCCCCGACGCAGCGUCGCCUGCGGCUGCGAGUGAACGGCGUGGUCGUGACGCACCACCUUGACUUCCGGCCCUCUUCCCGUGGGGCGGGAAGCCGGAGUCGUUACGCCUGGCGGAGCAUUUCCACAGCUCUUUCUGCCGGCACAAACCUGGUGCAACUCCAGGUGACUGGCAAUUGGGGUCCCAGGAUUGACCUGCUGUAUGUCCUGCCUCCGGUCCCGUCGGUCGUGACUGUGGCGGGCAGUGGGGCAUUCGGGUUGCCGAGCCCUGAUGACUUGGUUGUGCCGCAGACUGCUUCCAGCACGUCUUUCGCGGCCCCACAAGGCCUGGCAUUGGAUCAAACCUCGCAGCUGCUUUACAUCGCCGACAGCGAGAACGGCCGCGUCCGUCGGCUGGAUCUCGGCGCAGGGACGAUCAGGACCAUUGCCGGGGGAGCCAUCAACGACGAGCUCACGGACGGCGUGGCCGCGGACUCGGGGAAACUCUUCCGCCCCAGGGGCCUGGCGCUGGACACCUCGAGGGGCUUUCUUUACGUCAGCGACAGCCACCACCGCAAAGUUCGUCGCAUUGAUCUGGGCUCCGCGCCGCUGUCCGGAGGCACGAUCACCACACUGUCUGGUUCUGGAUUCGACGUGGCCGACUUUGAACAGCGCCUCCUCGACCCCGCGGGGGUGCUCUUGGAUACCACAGCGAACUUUCUCUACGUAGCGGACACCGGCCACGGACGGCUGCGCUUCGUGAACGCAGAUCCGAAUCUGGCCUGUCCCAGCGAGGUUGGUCCUCCCGCAACGCUGCAGUUCUGUGGGUCCCAGAGUAUAUCGCAGGUGGACUGCCUUGCCCUAGGUUGCUGCUUUGACACCGUUUGCACUUCGCCCCCGAACUUCGACGGGCGGAUGACCCCAGGGUUCGCGCCGGAGGACGUGCUGACAAAGGUGGAGGGGAUGGAGCAGACACCGCCCAUCUCCUUCGUCAGUGGAGGGACGGAGCGGUGUUGCUUUCCGAACAUCCGCGUCAUGUCAACGCUGGACGUCCUGGAGGCUCCUCAGGGAUUGGCCCUCGACAGCACCAACCGGCUGCUCUAUGUGUCCCAGGCGAAUUCACAUCGGGUGGUGCGCAUCCAUUUGGACCAGGGGCGAUGUACAGUUGCCGGAAACGACGACGUUUGCUGA
Symbiodinium sp. CCMP2592 is the source of this 1851-nucleotide messenger RNA. Lineage: Eukaryota; Dinophyceae; Suessiales; Symbiodiniaceae. The record is from the annotation of a GenBank genome assembly.